This is a messenger RNA of Penicillium expansum, 1539 nucleotides long. Its product is annotated as glycoside hydrolase family 47 protein. Gene Ontology annotation, biological process: carbohydrate metabolic process; N-glycan processing. The record is from RefSeq and is a predicted model, not a curated record. Bases 1 to 1539 code for a protein of 512 amino acids. The transcript has 4 exons. Gene Ontology annotation, cellular component: Golgi membrane; endoplasmic reticulum. NCBI's taxonomy places the organism in Eukaryota, Fungi, Ascomycota, Eurotiomycetes, Eurotiales, Aspergillaceae. Gene Ontology annotation, molecular function: calcium ion binding; mannosyl-oligosaccharide 1,2-alpha-mannosidase activity.
AUGCGCGUCUCUUCUCUAUCGCUACCUUUGGCAGUGCUGGGCCUCGUUGGGUCUGCUGCUGCAUAUCCCCACCCAGAGCCAGAGGCGAUCUUGCCCCGCGAGUCAGAGAGCCAGGCCAAAGCCGAUGCUGUCAAGGAAGCCUUCCAACAUGCAUGGAAUGGAUAUGUCAAAUAUGCUUUCCCUCAUGACGAGUUGCACCCCGUGAGCAAUGGCUUUGGUGACUCUAGAAAUGGAUGGGGAGCCUCAGCUGUCGACGCGCUUUCAACCGCCAUUGUCAUGGGUAACAAGGACGCUGUCCAAAAAAUCCUGGACCACAUUGAAACCAUUGACUUCUCGAAGACCGGGGACCAGGUCAGCCUGUUCGAGACCACUAUCCGAUACCUUGCUGGCAUGUUGUCCGGCUAUGAUUUGCUCAAGGAUCCUGCAACGAAAAGCCUUGCCCCUAAAUCAACUCAGGUCGAUGCCCUGCUUACCCAGUCCAAGAAACUUGGUGAUAUCCUGAAGUUUGCCUUUGACACACCAUCCGGUGUUCCCUACAAUAACAUUAACAUUACUUCCAAGGGAAAUGAUGGCUCGAAAACCAAUGGUCUUGCAGUAACUGGAACUCUGGUGCUGGAGUGGACACGAUUGUCCGAUCUGACUGGCGAUGAUGAAUAUGCCAAGAUAAGCCAGAAGGCCCAGUCGUACCUUUUGGACCCUCAGCCAUCAAGCGGAGAGCCUUUCCCGGGCCUGGUGGGAAGCAACAUCAACAUCUCUAACGGUCAUUUCACCGACGGUACUGUCUCCUGGAACGGCGGUGAUGACUCAUUCUACGAGUACCUGAUUAAGAUGUACGUGUACGACCCCAAGCGGUUCGAGUCAUACAAGGACCGCUGGGUCCUCGCAGCCGAGUCGACAAUCAAUCACCUCCAAUCGCAUCCCGCCCCUCGCCCGGAAGUGACCUGGCUGGCAUCAUACUACAACGGCCAAUAUGAUCUUAGCUCACAGCAUUUGACCUGCUUUGAUGGCGGCAGUUUUAUCCUGGGCGGCACUGUGCUGGAUCGGCCGGACUUUAUCGAUUUCGGCUUGAAACUCGUGGAUGGUUGCGAGGCUACUUACAACCAGACCCUGACCGGCAUUGGACCAGACUCGUGGGGCUGGGAUCCAAAGAAAGUGCCAUCUGACCAAAAAGAUUUCUACGAGAAGGCCGGAUUUUACAUCAACAGCGGCUCGUAUGACUUGCGCCCUGAAGUGAUCGAGAGUUUCUACUACGCGUACCGCGUCACUGGGAAAGAAAUCUACCGCGACUGGGUGUGGAACAGUUUCAAGGCGAUCAAUGCUACUUGUCGCACUGACUCGGGCUUUGCUGCUGUAAGCAACGUGAAUACAGCUGGCGGCGGUUCAAAGUACGAUAAUGAGGAGAGCUUCCUCUUUGCUGAAGUCAUGAAAUAUGCGUACCUUGUACAUGCAGAGGAUGCCCCAUGGCAAGUUCAGAAGGGCGAAAAGAAUGCGUACGUGUUCAACACUGAGGCUCAUCCCAUGCGCGUGUCGCACACCUAG